GGAGGAUCACAUUUGACCUUGCCACUAUUUUCGUUAAAAUGCGAUGAUUUUCUGGUGCAAGGCUACCCGCUGAAGUUGCCACAAUUGGCAUUUUUUCUCUUUGUCAGGGGGUGGAAAUUGUAGCAAAAUUGUGACGUUUAAAGAGGCAGUUGAGGUUAUGGAUUUUUGAAAAUUAAAGCCCCCCGAUUUAAAUCAGUUCUAAUCGAGCUUUUUCCAGUAAUAAUAGUUUUUUAAUAGCUUGAAAGUAAUGGCCCUGAGAGCCACCAAACGUUUCCUCACUGUCCACUGCGUCCAAGGUGUCUAGAUGUAUCCUAGAGAAUGUCGGUGCCUAAGAGAGUGAUUGUGGUCGGAAUUAGUGGCGCAACCUGCAGUGGUAAAACCACUAUAGCCAGGGAAUUGCAUAAACUGUUAGCACACAGCACAGCUUUUUGUCAAGACAACUACUACUUCCCGGUGGAAUACCCGAACCAUGUUUGGAUCCCGGAGCUCAACCACAUUAACUGGGACAUUGUUACCUCCCUAAACAUGGAGAAAAUGACCGACGAUAUUCAGCAACUAAUCGCGAAAGAAUCCUCAAAAAUUCCCCAAGAAACCCUGAUAGCUGAUGGCAAGCAACAGGUAGCUUAUUCUAAAAAUGAUAAGUUCGAGUACCUGUCUCGAAUAAACCAAAGCCAAUAUCACGUAGUUAUUGCAGAGGGAUUUUGCAUUUUCAAUUACAAGCCGCUGGUGGAAUUGUGCGACCUCAAAUACUACUGCACCUUAGAGUAUGAGGAGUGCUUAAGGAGGAGAGUGAAACGAAUUUACGAGCCCCCAGAUUGUCCUGGUUAUUUUAAUAAAUGCGUCUGGCCAGAGCAUCUAAAGCAGUUGGCUGAAGUCAAAGACACUGUGGAGAAUGUGGUGUAUUUUAAUGGCAACAGCUCAAAUCAGAUAGAAACCAUCUUAAAAAACAUUGUGCAGAUGCUUCAAUAAUGUAAAACAAAAAAUCCAUAAAGGUACUUAGGAUAUUUUUUUUCCAAACAGUUAAAUUUGCAAUAAUCAAUGCCUUCCCAUCAAACAACGCAAUUGUGUACAAUAAAACAUCACUUCAUUAUUUAGUACUGUAUUUACAUUUGACUAUAAUCACUAAAUCCACAAAUUUGAUGUACGUGUGUAAUAAGAUCUUAAGUUUUUCACUGGAAAAAUAUCUAGUACAAAGCAACUACUCAAUAAAAGUAAUACGCAAGCCAUCAAA
Molecule: messenger RNA, 1231 nt
Organism: Dendroctonus ponderosae (mountain pine beetle)
Lineage: Eukaryota; Metazoa; Arthropoda; Insecta; Coleoptera; Curculionidae
Product: nicotinamide riboside kinase 1
Exons: 2
Coding region: 319-969 (216 amino acids)
Cellular component (GO): cytoplasm
Source: RefSeq, a predicted model, not a curated record